UUCGAAAUAGCGGUGAGACGUAAACGUAGCGCGAUCGCCUGGCCAGAAAGCCUUAAAGGUGUAAAUUGAGAUCCCUCAUUUUGACCUGUGCUGUCCGUUGAGUGUGUGCAGAAAAAGAGGCAAGUUCGCGGCCAUUGUGUGUCCCAGCAAAUCUAUCGAUUCUCGCGAAUUCGGUGCUCCCGCCGCCUUCCUGUUUGGCCCCAAAGUCCGCGGCUAUGAAAUCCGCGGUGUGACAACAGGAAAAGUACAAUUUGCUGGCCAGAGUGGCGAAGUGGCCUGAAAGAGUGGGUUCACACACUGCAAUUUGUGGUUUGCGAUUGAGACACUUUUCGCCACUAAUUCUGGAUAAUAGUCAGACCAGUCCAACUGCGACUUAAUAUUGACCAAAUUAAUAUUUAUGUGUUUUUAAUGAACAAAUUGUGCACUCGUCUCGCCUCAUAAUGCCCUUUUUCCCAAUCAACCACAUCAGUGUCCAUGUGCUGCACGAUCAGUUCCACGCACUCGCCGAUGCAAGAGCUUAAUUGAAUUCUGUUCUUUGCGCGGGAAAGACCGAGUGUCCCCAGAGAUUUGUGCUCUUUUUAGAGUGAGGAAGAACAUCUCCUGGCCUCUGCCGUUGUGUUUUCAGACAGAGCGAGAGAGUGUGUGAGCCCGGAGAGACAUGGAUUUCAACAUUCUCCUCCUGAUUCUUGCACUUGCAGCCGCCGGUGAUGCUUCAACAGAACCAAGCGAGUGCAAGGAAGUGGUGUGUCCCCAGUUGGCCCACAUCGAGUGCCCAGAAGACAGCUAUCCAUCCCUCCUCGAGCCGCCACACUACAUUUCACACCCAGAAGCCCAGCGCGUCCUGGCCAAACGCUCACUCGUGCAGUACCACAAGCGUGAGUCCAUCAAAAUCGUGCCCGGCCACAUUCACCGACGCAGUAUUCCCGAACUGUACGAGCCGCCGACAGAGCACAAUGCCACAGACGCCCUCUUCCGCCUCUGCUGCCCCCAGAAGGUCUGCCUGUGCCACUCGCAAUGCCCUGAGCCCAUCUGCAUCGGGGAUCUGGUGCCGCUGGUGAAGAAUCAGGGCUCACACCGCCCCGGCGACUGUUGCCCCGCCUACCGCUGUGCCCCGCCGCCCAAUUGCACCGCCCUGGAGUCGGGCUUCGAGUGGCGGGAACACUGCAAGUGGUGCAGAUGCGAGGGCGGCGUCAGGGUGUGCCAUGAGGAGGAGUGCGUGAGUGCCACGGCCACGUCCGCCGGACGAGCGCUUAGCUGCUACUCCAGACGCCUGGGCAGGCAUUUUCCCGCUGGCGGGCGGUGGAUGGAUGAUGAGUGCACGCACUGCGAGUGCUCAGUGGAGGGAGAAUCGAUUUGCCAGAUGAGCGUCUGCCGAACGCUGAUGUGCGCGAAGCAGGUGAAGCUGGCCGGAGAGUGCUGCCCGCGCUGUGACAUCCGCAACACUCACUUCUGCGAGGGUCACGAGCACUGCAGCAUGGUGUGCAAACAUGGCUACCAGCGUGACAACAGCACUGAUUGCGAUCUCUGUCGCUGCCACCAAGGCGUCGAGGCGCUGCAUCCCGGCUCGGCUGCGCCCAGCGCCACCACCGCCACGCCCGAGGAGGACCCAAACGGCAGCCAAACGGUGAUCAUCAUCGUGGCGUGCUGCAUCAUCGCGCUGCUCCUGAUGGCGGGCAUCGUGUGGUGGUUCUGCUGGCGGCCGGAGAAGACCUACAAAACUGUGUCCACGGUGGACUCGCGGCAGUCGAGCGAGGGAUCCAAGGGCGUGAUGUCGGGCAAGCCCUUCAAUUGUGAUAUUCUGAGUAUAAAGAUGGAUGUGGAUGGGGACACGACGAAGAAGACGCUGAGGGAACAAAAUGGUGCACUCACGAAUCAGCACAAUUACUCGUAGGUAGAUUUAUGGCCAGAAGAGAAAGAGGACACUUCGAUGGGUUUGAUUGUUGUGCUGAAUGAUUGCAGAGUAAUAAUUUUCGAUUCGACACACAAAGGAUGCAAAGAAAACUCGUCAAACUCACUCGAAUUUACUUCUUCAAUUGCCUGUGAAACGAAAUUCCAAAAUUUCCCGAAGGUUUUGCAUUUGCAAAGUAAUCGUGGAAAGAAAAAGAGAGAUAAGAAGAGGUCUUGAUUAAGAGGUAGAGAUUUUAUUUUAGGUCAAGGAAGAACUUGAGAAAAUACGAAGUGUUAUAUAAAGGCUGCAUUAUAGUUAUUUUGAGAGGCGAAGCGCGAAAAGUGAGGCGACUUGCGGGGGUAAAAGUUAUAAUUUUAGCCAUGUAAGGAAACAAAGGAAGAGCAUCCUAACUUGUAAAAGAACCAUAAAAUAUGAGAUAAAUUCUACCGUAAUGUCUAAGAAAUGCUGUUUUGUGUAGCAUUAAGUGAUGAUGCAAAAAUAUCACGAGUAAAUGUAUUAAAGUUGAUCUUGUAAUAAAGUUACUGUUAAAAAUAAAUACAAGAAAAGAAAACCAUAGAGUAAAAUCUUCAUAAUGAAAAAUAUUUCAUCUCGUUUUGAAUAAUUCUACCUACAUUAAAAGUAAAAUGGAAAUAUUAAUAAAACGAGAUUAUAUGGCUUCCAUUUAUAUAAAAAAAAAUGAAUGUGAAAAAGGAAAACAAAUAUUUCAUCUGUAAAAGAACAACCUUCUAGUAAAUAAAAUCUAAAAAUACUUAGGGUAAGUCAAGUAAACUUGAAAAAAAAAAUUGUUGUUCGUGAAAAAGUACAUCUAAAUGUGAACAGAAAAAAACCCUAAAAAUACUAUUGAAACAUUAAAAUAAAAGUGAAAGAUAGGGAGAAAUGGAAAAGAUUAAAAGAACAUUUGUUACCCACCGAGAAAGCAUAAGUGUUAUUACGAAAAUUAUAAGCAUAAUAAAUAUUGUAUUAAAUAUUAUUUAAAAAUUUUCAAUCUAUCGAAAUCAUUUUGCUUUAUCAUGCGCUUUCUUUCCUAUAUAUACAUAUGAAAAAAAAACACUUUCUGUGACAUCAAAUACAGGGCAAAAGUUAUAUUUUAUCUCAUUUAACUGAAACUGGAUGAAAUGGAGAGAAAAAACAACGAAUUCUCAAGCACUAAAUUCAAUCAAUUUUUAAUUAUUUUUCAAUCUCUUCCUCAGAUAUCAAACCGUAUAAAUUAUAAUAUCCAAUUGCCAUGGAAUAAAAAAAAUAUGAAUACAAAAUACAUUUAAUUAUCUUGUAUUUCACAUCGAUAUAUAUUAAUCUAUUUUUGUGAUAAGCCCCAUAAAAUAUUUAUAAUUGUGUCCACUGCGAAAAGCUCGAUUGAGAAAAAUUGAAUGUGGUGAAAAUGCAAAUUCGCGGAAAUCAUAUUGCAUAUUUUUGGGUUUUCCUCUUGUCAUUUUCUACAAUAUCCUAUUUGCAGACACACUGAGGAAGUAAUAAACUGUAUUUACAAUGAGUAAAAUAAUGAUAGUGAAAAUAUACAAAAAAAAAGAUGAGCAGAAUGUAAAAUUGUAUUGCUUUGUAUGUACAUAAUGAAUUAUACUGCAUAUUGAAUAAAAAUGUAUAAAAGUA
Molecule: messenger RNA, 3514 nt
Organism: Phlebotomus argentipes
Lineage: Eukaryota; Metazoa; Arthropoda; Insecta; Diptera; Psychodidae
Product: kielin/chordin-like protein
Exons: 3
Coding region: 659-1891 (410 amino acids)
Molecular function (GO): serine-type endopeptidase inhibitor activity; protein binding
Source: RefSeq, a predicted model, not a curated record